AUGGCUCGCGCUACAUCCCUAGCUCUAUCGGAUAUCUCUGAACUCACUGUCUUGUCCAGAUCUCCCAGCCCGGUGCCUGACUAUGCGACCGUUUUUACCAGCGCCAACGAAAUCGCGGAGUCAGUCAACUCUGUCCAGUCCACACAAAGGGGUGACGACGGACGCUUUAUCUCGCCUAGCAAGAAGAGGGCUCACUUUACUGCUGAAGAAAGUCUACGAACAACCCGUAAAGGCGAAGAAGCGGAUACCCCUGCGUCAACAUUAGACCCUAUGAGCCCGAUGCCGUGGGUUGUCGGGGAGGGUGGUUUCGGAACCAUGAGCACCUUGCCAAAAGAAAUACGCCAAGAAAUAUAUGGCUACGCUUUCGAUAUCGACUGCCCAGUGACCAUCAAGCAAUGCUGUGGACCCGAUACGACGAAACGGGAACGGCAAACAUGCCGAAAGCACGGCAUCGCCACUAAGAUGGGCGCUGGCAGAUUCAACAUCCUCCAGGUCUCGAAGGCCAUCCGAGAAGAGGCAUCAUGGGUUGUCUUCGAGCAAGGCUCCCUCCAUCUAGAAGUAGCCAGGGCCGUCGCCCCGUAUCUGAACGGAUACCGCUCCCAAAGCCUCCGACAUAUGCCGAUAUUCGUGCAGCACAACGCGCGGAAAACUGCAAUGUGGACUGCGGCCGCGCAAUUUCGGCUCAUCGAGAUCAGCGUACCUGAGAACGAACUCAACUUUGGAAAUCCAUUAGUGUAUACUGAUCAUCUGCUCGGCAUCGUAGCUCUGCUUUGCAAGACGUGGGAACACCGGUUGCUUGUUCCCAGCGCCGCUACUGCAAAGUCGGUGCACGUGAACCUAGGCAGCGUGUUCCAUCAGAUGCUGCCCUUCAACAUGGAGUCGCAGGCUGCUGAAGGCUACGGUGAUCUCCUUGACUGGCUGUUUGUCCAUUCUCCGUGCGCAGAACCCGACUUCGAUAAGCUUGCUCUAAAGACCGCCCAUGACUUGCGACGACUGGUGUUCUUUGUUGGGAAGCAUGACGGAAACGCAAAGUGGAAGUUCACGGCCAAGACCCAACUGAAGGAGAAGGACAAGGGUGGUGCUAGAGAGCUGCGCGCUUUUCAGUUUGGUUGUGCAAAUAGUGGAGUCAUGUUUGAGCAUAUGGACUGCAGCUGA
Molecule: messenger RNA, 1155 nt
Organism: Cucurbitaria berberidis CBS 394.84
Lineage: Eukaryota; Fungi; Ascomycota; Dothideomycetes; Pleosporales; Cucurbitariaceae
Exons: 2
Coding region: 1-1155 (384 amino acids)
Source: RefSeq, a predicted model, not a curated record